Nothobranchius furzeri (turquoise killifish) is the source of this 1912-nucleotide messenger RNA. It is a transcript of the gene elp3, whose product is annotated as elongator acetyltransferase complex subunit 3. The record is from RefSeq and is a predicted model, not a curated record. Gene Ontology annotation, cellular component: cytoplasm; elongator holoenzyme complex; nucleus. Gene Ontology annotation, biological process: tRNA wobble base 5-methoxycarbonylmethyl-2-thiouridinylation. NCBI's taxonomy places the organism in Eukaryota, Metazoa, Chordata, Actinopteri, Cyprinodontiformes, Nothobranchiidae. Gene Ontology annotation, molecular function: iron-sulfur cluster binding; acyltransferase activity, transferring groups other than amino-acyl groups.
GUACUUAUCGAAGCCGUAUUUGGUGAAAAUGUGGUGUUUACUAUUUUCACAGUGCUAAUGGUUUAACAGAGCGAUGAGGACACUUUAACAACAGCGUAUCGUUUUAAAUUUAGUGUGUUCUUGUAAAAAGAAAUGGGGAAACCCAAGAAAAAGAGUGACCUCAGCCGAGCUGAACUGAUGAUGAUGACCAUCGCUGAUGUCAUCAGACAGCUGGUUGAAGCCCAUGAGCAAGGCAAAGACAUCAACCUCAAUAAAGUGAAGACCAAGACCUCGGCGAAAUAUGGACUCGAAGCUCAGCCCCGACUGGUGGACAUCAUUGCUGCUGUUCCACCUCAGUACCGCCGGGUCCUGGUGCCCAAACUCAAAGCUAAGCCCAUCCGCACUGCCAGUGGAAUUGCAGUUGUAGCUGUGAUGUGUAAACCCCAUCGAUGUCCUCACAUCAGCUUUACAGGAAACAUCUGCGUCUACUGUCCCGGUGGACCAGACUCUGACUUUGAGUAUUCAACCCAGUCUUACACUGGCUAUGAGCCAACAUCCAUGAGAGCGAUCCGAGCUCGCUACGACCCGUAUCUGCAGACCAGACAUCGAGUGGAGCAGCUGAAGCAGCUGGGCCACAGCGUGGACAAGGUGGAGUUCAUUGUGAUGGGUGGGACCUUCAUGGCUCUGCCUGAGGAGUACAGAGACUUCUUCAUCAGGAACCUCCAUGACGCCCUGUCAGGACACACCUCCAACAACGUGGCUGAGGCCGUCAGGUACUCGGAGCGCAGUAGCACCAAGUGUGUUGGGAUCACUAUAGAAACGCGGCCAGACUACUGCCUGAAGCGCCACCUGAGCGACAUGCUGAACUACGGCUCCACCCGACUGGAGAUCGGCGUUCAGAGCGUUUACGAGGAUGUGGCCCGCGACACCAACAGAGGUCACACUGUACGAGCCGUGUGCGAGUCCUUCCACCUGGCUAAAGACGCCGGUUUUAAAGUGGUUGCCCACAUGAUGCCGGACCUGCCGAACGUGGGCAUGGAGCGGGAUGUGGAGCAGUUUAUCGAGUUUUUUGAGAACCCAGCCUUCAGGCCCGACGGGUUGAAGCUCUACCCAACCCUCGUGAUCCGAGGCACGGGUCUUUACGAGCUGUGGAAGACGGGGCGGUACAAGAGCUACACACCCAGCGCUCUGGUGGACCUGGUGGCCCGGAUUCUGGCGCUGGUUCCUCCCUGGACUCGAGUGUACCGGGUGCAGAGGGACAUCCCCAUGCCGCUGGUGAGCUCCGGGGUGGAGCAUGGGAACCUGAGGGAGCUGGCCCUGGCCAGGAUGAAGGACAUGGGCACUGAGUGUCGAGAUGUGAGGACCAGAGAAGUGGGCAUUCAGGAGAUCCACCACAAAGUCAGGCCUUACCAGGUGGAGCUCAUCAGGAGGGACUAUGUGGCCAACGGUGGCUGGGAGACGUUCCUGUCCUACGAGGACCCGGAACAGGACAUCCUGAUCGGCCUGCUGCGGCUGCGUCGCUGCUCUCCUCAGUCCUUCAGGCCGGAGCUGAAAGGAAGCGUGUCCAUCGUCCGUGAGCUGCACGUGUACGGCAGCGUGGUCCCCGUGAGCAGCAGAGACCCCAGCAAGUUCCAGCAUCAGGGCUUUGGCAUGAUGCUGAUGGAGGAGGCCGAGAGGAUCUCCAGAGAUGAGCAUGGGUCGCGGAGGCUGGCCGUCAUCUCAGGCGUCGGAACAAGGAACUACUACAGGAAGCUGGGCUACGAGCUGGACGGCCCAUACAUGGUGAAGGACCUCUACGGUCCAGGAAUGGACUGAACUGGGCGUAGCUUUAUCUGGACGGUGCACACGGAGACACCGCUGCUUUUAUUCAUCAACAGGGACACGAUUCUUGCAGCGAAUGCAGGGAAACGGUUCCAGCCUCGGGGGGGGGGGG